AUGGCCCCUGAGUCUUGCCAAGAGGCUGAAGAAGCUGAGAAAGAGGCUUCCUUAUCCCUGGUGGACCAAGAGCCAGUCAAUGGCCACCUGCAGCCUCCAGCUGGCACACCCCAAGAACCAGUGGCUCCCACAUGCCCACAGGACACCAAGCCCAGCUCUCCACGGGUGGUCUUCUCCGUCAACCUGCAGGAAGGAAGGGAGGGAGGGGUGGUCAGCCCCUUGGGCCUGGUCAGCCAGAGGGCAGGGCCUGAUCGCUGGCACUGCAGGUUGGCCCCUGAGUCCCUGGACCCUCGAACCCUGCGGCUGCUGUGGGGUCAACGGGAACUAGAGAUCCAGGCCCUGCGGUGGGCCAUGCAGAACCACCAGGAUGCCCGGCAUUGCCACGUCCUGCACGAGGUGGCUGGACUUCCAUCUGAGAGGAGCGCACGCAAUCAGGAAAAGUUCCUGCAGAACCAGGUCCAAAAGCUGACUCUGGAGUUGAAAGAACAGAAGAAACAGGCCCAGCUGGAGAAGUCCCAGCUGGAGGAACGUCUGCUGCAGACCAUGACCACAAUGCAGCAGCUGGAGGCUGAGCUGCAGGCCUUCCAGAAGUCCUGCCUCCUGCAGCUGGCCCGCUCCUCCUGGGUGGGUCGCAUACUACGAUCUUCUACCGGCAGUGUGGAGGUGGUAACUGCAGAAACCCUGAUGGACUUCAGUGACCUCUCUGAGAGUGAACAGGGCCCCUCCACCGGGGAGGGUUUCCGGCUGGAGGACGUGGACUGGAACAGCAUUGCCCAGCGGUAUCCCAACCUCUUCAUCAACAUCGAGUCCAGCUCAGACCAAAAGCAUCCACGACCCCUGCCACCCCCGCAGUCCCCACCAUUGGACGAGUGGGGCUCGGAGCUGCGCAGACAGCGCAUGGAACAGCGUCUCAAGAGUGUCGAGUGGAGUUCCCUGCCCUUCGUGGGCACUAGCAGCUCGGGGGGCGUGGACUCCGACUCCAGCAGUGGCCAGCCGGCUGAGCAUUAUCGCAUGCAGAAAGUGACAGGACACCCACCCGGCACGCCAGGCUGCCAUUCUUCUGAGCUGACAGAGGCACGCUCGAGGAGCCUCAGCAGGGAAAUGCAGACACAGCCUGAAGCCUCCAGGGUCCAGCCCUCCUGCUCUGGAUCUGAAUCCGGGAGCUGUUCCUCUCCCAAGUGCACCCUCAGGGUGCUGCAGGUCGGUCUGGCCUCCCAUGAGAUGUCCACAGUGGAUGCUCCAUAUGGAGGUACCCCUUCCAACAGGGAGUCCUGUGCAGAUCCAGAGCACCCACAUUCUGCACACCGUUGGAGCCCAAUGGGUUCCUGCCUGAAGAUCGUGGCUGUUAACGGCCGGGAGAGGUUUGUGCGCGUCCUCAACCAGUCGCUGGAGGAGACUGCGGACCUGGGUGGCCUGAGGCUGCAGCAGCACCUGCAUGACUUCCCCGUGUGCACAUACCGCUUCCCGCCGGGCACGCUGCUGGCGCCGCGGCACCACAUCACGGUUUGGGGCGAGGGGCCCCGCAGCACCAAGAAGCAGCUGCCCUCUUCCUUGGGCCAGGAGCCCGUGCAAUUCCGCUCCAGCCGGGGAUGUGUGACUCUCCUCCUGAACCCCAAGGGCAAGGUCCUGAGCGAGCAUAAGGCCCGCCACUGCGUGUCCCCCAUCUCGAGGAUCUUCGCUGACAACACCGAUUUGUCCAUAGACCGCUUCCCGCUCUCAGAGGCGGGGCGUGGGGCUCACACCUGGGAGCAGAAGCCUGGGCCUCAACACUCCCACGCCGGCAGGGUGCGGGAAGCCCGGGCCAGACGUCGGAGGCCCGGGACACGGGUCCUCUUUCCCCGGCUGAGCACCAGCAAGAUCUUCCGCCCACGGGAGGUGCCAGCGCAGUCCGAGGCCGCAGAGACCCUCGCGCCGGAGCUCCUGCCCUCCAUCCCCGUGUUCCCCGCAGAGGCUGGGCUGUGCCUCGAGGACUGCCAAGCUAGGCAGGAGCACAGGGUCCGGGUAUGCCGGAAGAGGGUGGACCGGAGCUGCCCGAUGGUGGUGCUGUCGGUGCAGAGUGCGGCUGAGAGCAGAUACGGCUUCCGCUUCCUCCCCUGCCCGCCGGUCACCACCGACUGGAAAGCUCGGUUGUAGGGGGUGGAGGGCAGCGUGGGGGUGGGCACCAGGGACCGAGGGGCCGCGCUGGAAGAGAGUCGUGGGAGGCAGGCAGUGCCGACUGCAUAAUUUAUUGAACCAAC
Messenger RNA from Neomonachus schauinslandi (Hawaiian monk seal), 2237 nucleotides. RefSeq names its product lamin tail domain containing 2 (gene LMNTD2). Gene Ontology annotation, biological process: chromatin organization. The record is from RefSeq and is a predicted model, not a curated record. Lineage: Eukaryota; Metazoa; Chordata; Mammalia; Carnivora; Phocidae. Gene Ontology annotation, molecular function: structural constituent of chromatin. Gene Ontology annotation, cellular component: lamin filament. Bases 1 to 2133 code for a protein of 710 amino acids. The transcript is spliced from 14 exons.